AUGUUUAAUAAGAAGGAGUACCUGCCAGGCUACACUGGGUUCGUUGCAAAGAAGAAUGAUAUCUAUGGUGUUACAGUAGGAGAGGCUAGCAGGCAGCUGAACCAUGAAAGUUUUAAAUACACUAAUUUCACAGCUGAUAAUGAAGCUCAGAGUGGUAUUAACAGGCAGAAAUGAGUUUAUUCUUCUAAGCCUGUACCUGCCGAUGAGAGUCUCAAGGUGACCCUUAGUAAUAGAUCCAAAGAAGGUAAAACCUGGAUUGGUGGCCAUACACAGGAUUUAAAACCACAACAUGUACCUGGGUACAAAGGCCAUGUUCCUGGAAUUCACUCUGAGAAUGUUUUUGGAAGAACUUAUGGGCACACUACGGGUAAGAUCAUUGCUAGAGAGCAUAAUGUUGGCAAUGAGAUAACUAAUGAAGAUAGAUUCACCACUACCACUAGACAAGAGUUUGACAAUAAGAAUCAUAGAAGACUUGCACAGAACGGUGAAGCUCUCAUGAAGAAGGACAAAGAAGAUUUCGAAGAGUAUUUCUCAACAAUGGGUAUUGACCCAGUGGAACUAGCCAGACUUCCAACUGAACCUAGAGCUAUUGAUGAACUCCCUACGAUUGGGUACUGAGGAUCUGAGUCGUUGUACAGACAUAAUUUGAUGAAAAAGGCAGGAGCACCUAAUUAUUUAGAUGUAUCUCCUUUAAAAGCCAAGCUCCGUUCAGCUAGUAAUUAUGAUUUGCAGGGAACUGAAACGUAUCAAAAGCUUUCUAAAGGAUUCCAAAAGGCUGUUGAUAAGAACACUGAUUUAUCUGAGAAACCCGUCUCUAUCCCUGUUGUAGGUUAUACUGGACAUAGACCAGGAAACAAGGCUCAGAAUUUCCACGGAAAGGCUUUCAAGGAAUGCACUAUGCAAAGCAAAUGGAUUGAGCAUAUGACUAAAUAAACUAGGUUUGCUAAGUUUCGAUGAAGAUUACCCAAAACUUCACAAUACUCAAUUUG
This is a messenger RNA of Moneuplotes crassus, 989 nucleotides long. Lineage: Eukaryota; Ciliophora; Spirotrichea; Euplotida; Euplotidae. The record is from the annotation of a GenBank genome assembly.